Molecule: messenger RNA, 2448 nt
Organism: Ogataea haglerorum
Lineage: Eukaryota; Fungi; Ascomycota; Pichiomycetes; Pichiales; Pichiaceae
Exons: 1
Coding region: 1-2448 (815 amino acids)
Biological process (GO): microtubule polymerization; mitotic spindle organization; establishment or maintenance of microtubule cytoskeleton polarity
Cellular component (GO): kinetochore; spindle pole body; spindle pole
Molecular function (GO): microtubule plus end polymerase activity; microtubule plus-end binding
Source: RefSeq, a predicted model, not a curated record
AUGGAGGGGAUGAUGCUGACUAUAGGUCAUUGCCACUUGAGGAACGUUUGCAACACAAGGUAUGUUAUUGAUUUUUUACCACGCGUUUCUAACGUUAAGGUUUGGAAAGUUCGUUUGGAAGCUUACGAAGAGGUGAACAAGCUAUUUCAAAAUUCCAGCAGCGACAACGAUGAAUGCUUUGGUCGAUUUCUCAAAAGCCCUGAUUUGCUCCGAAAAAUGGUUAUGGAUAAUAAUGUUGUCGCGCAAGAAGCAGGAAUCAGUGCUAUUUGCUCUUUUUUGGAAUUCGGAGGGUCUAACGCCUGUACUAAAACUCGAAGCCAAAUUAUAAGUGCAAUUGCAGAGAAAGGGCUGGGAUCCACUAGACCUGGUACCAAACAGAAAUCGAUAAAUGCACUUUUAUGGUACAUUGAAUUGGAUGUUCCCGAUCCCGUUAUUGAGUCCCUACUACCAGCAUUGUCAGCAAAAUUACCAAAGCUUGUGGCUGGUGUAGUUGCCGCUUUGAACGAGAUAUACAGUAACUUCGGUUGCAAAGUUUGUCCUCCAAAACUUGUUCUUGAUGUGAUUCCCCAAUUAUUUGCUCACGCCGAUAAAAAUGUCCGGGCUGAAACAACAAUUUUAUCGAUAACCUUGAGGUCUUAUAUGGGCACUGCGUUUGACACAAUCAUCUUUGAGAAAUUGAAGCCAAUUCAGCAGAAGGAUCUGGCAAAAGCAUUUGAAAAGAUUGAGGGUACGCCGACGCCAAAGCGUUUCCUGAGAUCGCACCAAGUUCAAAUAGCUGAAACUAAAACAGGCUUAGAGGAUGUAUCAAUGAUUGAUGCGCAAGAGGUUUCUAGUGACCAAUUGGACGCUUUUGACUUGAUUGAUCCUGUCGAAGUUCUUUCAAAGAUACCAAGUGAUUUUAAAUCAAGAAUUGAAUCUUCUAAAUGGAAAGAUAGAGUUGAGGUCUUGGAAGAGGUCCUGACUGAAUUCAAAUAUCCCAAAUUGAAAAACGAUGACUACAUGGAUUUGAUAAGGGUUUUGAGCAAAUGUCUCAAAGAUGCCAACAUACAGGUAGUAACACUGGCCUCUAAAAUUAUCGAAAAAUUAGGAAGUGGUCUACAACAAGACUUCCAUCGUUAUGUUUCAAUCUUGAUCUCACCGCUGCUUGAAAGAACAAAAGAAAAAAAGCAGUCAGUGUUGGACGCCAUUUCAGCAGCGCUGGAUGUGUGCUUUAAAUUCUCAUCUAUCAGUGAACUUCUUGAGCCGACCCUGCAGUAUAUGUCUCACAAAACGCCCCAAAUUAAGAUCGAGAGCUCCAGAUACUUGAUCAGAUGUCUCAAGCAAACAGAAACGAUACCCAAGAAGCAAGAGAUUGACUCAAUUAUGCAAGUUUCUCUACGACUAAUGUCAGAUUCUUUGGCUCCUGUAAGAGAUCUUGCCUGUGAGAUUACGGCGACGCUUGUGAAGAUUGCUGGUGAACGACAACUCAGGUCAUAUUUGGAAGGAAUAGAUUCAAGGAAAACAAAGAAAAUUGACGAAUACUCAAGCUCCUGUGAAGUGAAAACAAUUGGAACGAAGCAAAAAUCCGGAGGCGCCUACCUUCAAAAAGUUUCGGCACCGGCUACUUUCGACAGAAAUGGUCUGCUUGAUUCCGCUAUGCCUGCAGGGCAGAGCCUUUCAGCAACUCCGAACAUGAGCAAAACUUCUGAACCUUCUCUAACAUCCCGGAAGCUAGCAAGUACAUCGACGACUAUACCAUCCAAGCGCGGACCUUCAUCUCCUCUAAAGUCAUCAACGGCUACCGGCAAGAUGAAUCUGACUUCAAGAACACUCAAGCCUACCAAUUCGCAGUCCCUGAAUCGAGCUCAGUGUACAACUCCCUCGCUCAACUCUUCGGAACGAGAGCUUUUUGAGUCGCUGAAGGCAGAAAAACUAGAGUGGAAUCAAAAAAGAAAAGAAAUCCAGAGUCAGUUAGACACGAAGACAGAGGAAAUUGCUCGCUUGAAUAAAAAGUUAGAUGACCAACAGGCGAGACUGACCGAAGCGACUAUGGCCGUUAAAUCGAAGGAUAUACAGCUUUCUCGGCUUCAAAGCGACCUCGAUCAAAGUGAAUCUAAAAUAAGAGAAUUGCAAUACCAAUUGCAGCAGGCAUUAUCAGAAAAGGUUGCAGUGAAAGAGGAACCAAAUGAUAACUUCAAUUUCUCUCUUCAAAAAUUAGAGACACUGGACUCGAAAUCCGAUCUGAACAGAAGGAUCUCCGACUUGAGUAUCCACAAUGGCAUGGAAAAAGAGAACUACUUUGGAUCCAACACUGGAGGAACCACCAGUACGAGGAGCAAGUUCAGCUCAGGUCUAUACGAUGUGGACUCGAACGAUGACAGCUGGAGGAAAGCUGCUGAAGUCACCAACCAGCUGAAGGCAAGAAUUGAGAUGAUGAAAUCCAAAUCUAGAACGUUCAAUCAAUUAUAG